Messenger RNA from Drosophila innubila, 6185 nucleotides. It is a transcript of the gene Gp210, whose product is annotated as nuclear pore membrane glycoprotein 210. NCBI's taxonomy places the organism in Eukaryota, Metazoa, Arthropoda, Insecta, Diptera, Drosophilidae. The record is from RefSeq and is a predicted model, not a curated record. Gene Ontology annotation, cellular component: nuclear pore. The coding region runs from base 66 to 5717 and encodes 1883 amino acids. The transcript has 19 exons.
CUUCUCUUCUGCCAGGUGGCAAGUCUAUUCGCGCUAUUUCACGGACGCAUCCCGCACAUGUCAAAAUGAAGCGCGAAUUUUAUUUGUUUUUACUGAUUUUUGUGUUCCAAAAUGUGGUUGAAUCGGCUAAAUUGAACCACCCGCGAGUUCUGUUGCCCAUAUUCCAGGACAGAUCCAUCAAUUUUACGCUGGAAGUGGUUGAUCCCAAUUGCUACAAAUGGACUUCUUCGAGACAGGAUUUGAUAACAGUUACACCGCUAUACCAGGGAUUCAGCGAAUGCGCCAGUCGGGCCAUUGUCACAGUGCAGACCCGCGAGAAGCGACGCAACACGGCGAUUGUAUUCGCCGAGGAAGUCGCUACAGGCGCCACUCUGCGCUGCGACGUCAUUGUGGACACCAUUGAGCGCCUGAAUGUGCGCACUACGACGCGGCAACUGUACCUGGAGGAGGCGCCGGCUACGUUUGAACUGCACGCCUUUGAUUCGCAGGGCAAUGAGUUCUUUACACUGGAGGGCAUUGAGUUUAAUUGGGACAUAUCCGCAUCCACUAGCAAUAUGCCGCCAGCUCUGCGUUUUCUCACCUUCUCCGACAGUCCAUAUCAUGUGGUGCCGCCGGCUCUGGAGAAAUUCGAAGCAGCCGGUAUCAAGGGUUAUAUGAUAUUGUUGGAGGGCAUCAAUACGGGCACCUCCAAGGUGGCUAUUAGUAUGCCGCAGCCUGAAUACCGUAAUGUAGCCCCGGUUGAGGUGUACAUCAGUGUGCUGGCCAACAUUAUUAUUGAACCGUCUGAUGUUACUGUUUUGGCUGGUGAUACCAUCAACUUUCGAAUUCUCCAACUUAAAAUGGACCGACUUUAUGAGAUCACUUCCAAUCAGCAGUACUAUCUGGAGGUGGAGGAUACCGAUGUGGCCUACAUGAAGGGUAACAGCGCCACAGGCUCGCGUUUGGGACGCACUCAAGUGGUGCUAAGAGAUCGCAACAUGCCACAAAAUAGCGACACUAUGACCGAUAAGCCCAAAGGUCCAAGUGCCCGUCUAACUGUGGCGGAACCUCUUAAGUUGGGCAUUAGUCUGCUGCCGCACAAUAAUUGGGUGACAGUGCAGGGCGAGCAUCAUGAGGUGGCCCUGGAUUUGUACGCCGGCGAUGGCCAAAAGAUUACCCUCGGCACACGCUAUGCAAUUGGCUCCGAGCUGGACGAAUCCCUGUUUACCAUACUGAAGAAGACCAAGAAUGGCAGUCGCUUGUACGGCGAGGCAGUCAAGGAGGGCGUCACUCAGGUGUAUGGCCAUUACAAGGAUCUCUCAGUGCAGGCAGAGAUGCAAAUCUUUGAGGAGCUGCUCUUGCAGCCCACCAAAGUGAUUCUGCCCUUCGAUCCCAACACCAUCAAGGCACAAAAGUUUCAAUUCUAUGCAGCUGGCGGGGAUUACAACUAUGUGUGGUUCUCAGGCAAUCCGCAAGUGCUGCAAAUCGAUGGUCAAGGACUUGCCACAACGGAGAUUCGUGAUGUCCGGCUGCCCGUUGGUUCGCAGGAGUUGCUGGACGCUGGAGUCCACUUGGCGGCACAUACAACUGUGCGAGUGGCGUUGGCCAAAAACCAGAAAGUGUCUCGCCAGGCACAGAUCUACUUUUUGCCACCGCAGAAACUACAGAUUAAACAAUAUAAUUUUGAGACGGCUUUAAAGGAUUAUGUGCAGCUCCACGUUGCCGUCUAUGCCCAUGUCAAUGGCAGCUAUGUGCCCUACACCAAAUGUGACAAUUUGCACUUUCAAUUGGACUUUUCGCAUCAGAUACUGCAGUUGGACAACGGAGCUGCAACUGAGAGUUUAGAUGCUUUAGCCCCGGAGGCGUGUCAUGUGCUGAGAUUACGCAGCACCGCAGUGGGAAGCACCUUGCUGCGCAUCUCGUAUAGCUUUCAGGAUAAGGUACUGCAGGAUUCGGUGGAUCUGCAUGUCUUUGAGCCGCUAAGUGUGCUCAAUCCGCUGGAGAACGAGUUGGUAUUGCCAAUUGGAGCCUCCCGUAAUGUUAUCUAUGCAGAUGGACCACAACGCAUAUUUACGCUGGAAGCCGAACUCACCAAAUCCACCAGUUUUAAUGGCAAAGUUGUCAAAGUGUCGGAGAUUGAGUUUGAUACACAAAAUGCCAUCACAGCCUUCACUGUGCUGUGUCUUGGUCUGGGUGAAACGGAGUUCACUUACCAGGUGCACAACACACUGAACACACCCAACUUUGCUGCAUAUAAGGCCCAGAUUACUACCAAGGUGCAUUGUGUGCGUCCUCGCUUCCUUAAGCUGUACGCACGUCAGCAAUUGCGUCAAUCCUGUCCAGUUGAGUUGCGUUCUUCGCUGCUUUAUCUCAAGGAUGAGGAGAACAAGUUUGAUAUUGAAAUCGAGGUGCAGGAUGUGAGGAAUCGCAAGCUGAUGAACAUUAGUUCACUCUGGCUGGAAUGGGAGUUUGCCGCCGGCGAUGAGCGUUAUCAAACCGAUAGCAUUCCACAUCGUCAACUGGCUGAGGUGGAGCUCUAUCAUGGUGUACAGCUGCCGGCACGGGAUGUCUUGGAGCUGACCCUCAGCGAGGUGGCUCCCAACUUCCGCAUCAAGGGCACGGUCGCCCACUACAAUGACAAGCUGUUGGCCCAAUUGGACAUUUACCCGGAGCGUCCACCUUUUGGUGUUAAGAAUCAAAAAACGGGCGAAGUAACCAAGCCCAUCAUUGAGAACGAGAUUCGAUUCCACACGGUGAACAGCACAUUAUUGCCACAGGAUCAUGUGAGCAUUUUUCUGGCUCCAUCGCACAGUAAACGCCUGCCAAUAACCCAGGGCAGUGGCUUCUUUCAGCUGGAGCUAAGCGAACAGGGCAUUGUGCAGGUUUCCCAUGACGAGAAGCAUCAGCAAUUGGUGUUGACACCAUUGCGAUUAGGUCAUGUGCGCUUGGAGCUAACGGAUAGUUGUCUGACCAAUGAGCCUGCCUAUUUAUCCAUCUCUGUGGUUGGCAUAGGAGCCAUAAGUGUACAGGCAUUGGAUCACGUGGAGCGUACCAAUUCCAUUGAGGCCAUUGUUCGGCUUUACGAUACCAAUGAUGAACUGUUGCAGAUUGAUUCCAAUAUGCUGAGUGUUUAUCAGUUGACGGAAUUGGUUUUUGAUCCUACAAUAUUAAGCAUCAAGCUGGAUGAGCAGCGCAAUUUAGGUUUUGGCGAAAUACGAUACAGCAUUACAGGCAAUAACAUUGGCGAGACAAAGAUACUCUUCCAGACCGGCAAGGGGGAUCAUCAAGUAUCGAGUGAGCCGCUCAACGUUCAAGUCUUUGCCCCUUUGCGUCUGUAUCCGCGUAACUCAACACUGGUCGUCGGCUCCAGCAUACAAAUUUACUAUCAAGGCGGACCACAGCCCAAUACCAACAUUGUCUAUAGCGUGCAGCGGCAUCAAGUGGCCACUAUGAAGUCUGCCAUUAUCAUUGCACACAAGUUGGGCACGACGAAAAUAACCGGCAAAUGUUUGCUGAAGAACCCAAUUAGUGGCAAGGAUGUAGUGGUAUCUGAGGACUCGGUGGAUGUUCAGGUCGUUGCCCUCACUGCGAUACAAAUACGCACUCCUCUGGUGCGAAUACGCAGCGGUGCCGUCAUGCCAGCCACACUCUGGGGACAGCCUGAUCUAUCGCCCAUGGUGCUGGGAACACUGCAAAAUAUGCGCACCACCUGGACUGUCAAUCAGCCGGAUGUUGUCGAGGUCUUCAAUGUAUUUACAGCAGCAGGCAUCGAGUACCAAAGCAGCGAUUUAAUUUCAGUGCGAAUACGCGCUCUAAAUCCUGGCAAGGUCACCAUUACCGCCUCCGUGCAGUUGGCAGAUGGCGUCAAGCUGCCAGCGACGAGCGUGGAGCUAAUUGUUUUCAAAACACUGGAACUACUCGCACCAAAGCCCAUAACAAUGGACUGGAUUUUGGCAGCACCACGGAGUACGCUUCAGCUGAAAUGUAAUAUGGAUGAUGCUGUCUAUAAGUUGGAUGCACAGAGCAGCGGCAUUGUCAAUGUGUCGCCAGAUGGUGUCGUCCACACAAAGGAUACCCUCGGCCGUGAUCUGAUAAUUGCCAAAACUGUCGACCAGACGCUGCCCAUUGGCAUUGAAGUGAAGAAUGUGCAAUACAUUUUGGUGACUUUGCAGCCGGACAUCAAAUUGAAACAUCUGGAGCAUAAAAUACCACGCGGCAUGAAUUUUGUAUUUAAAGUAUCGUUGCAUGAUAAUCUCGGCAACGAGUUCUCCCACAACAUUGAGGAUGUCAAUGGAUUACGCUACGAUUUGGCCACCAAGGAUGUGGUCGAUGCACAGAUUGGCAACAAUCUGACAAUUGCGCUGAAUUUGCAACGUGAGACAAGCAACAUGAUUGCCAUCAGCUUAAAGGAUGCAACUGGAGUGAAGCAUGCCGAGGAUUACAUCAAGCUGUCUGUGGCCGACUCCCAACUCAUUUAUCCCACCAAGACAAUUUUCUCCGUGGGUGACAUCAUAUGCUUCGAUUCACCGUUAACAAUGUCAUCGAUUUGGAGCAGCUCCAAUGAACAGAUGGUGACGAUUAAUAAAAAUACAGGCGUUGCACGAGUGCUAAAUCAUCAGCGCAAGCUGGGCGAGAAGGUUGUGGUGACAUGUGGCGAUAAAAUGCGGCCUAGUGGUCACCUCAAGUACGAUCUGGAGUUGCGUGAAUCGGAUGCGAUUGUGUUUGCCAAAUCCGUGGAUAUAUUCAGCGGAUCGGAGUAUCGCGCACAGUUGGUAUUACGUAAUCACAUGCAAACGGACAAGUACAGCAAUCUGAUUGCCCAAAACAUAUCUAAAUGCAUAAAUCAGCUAAAUAAGGUCGCUGUGGAUGCGUUCAACUGUCGUCUGGUUGCCAAGGAUGAGCUGGGACGCAAAGUUCUCAAGCUUUAUCAGGUGGAGGCAAUAUUUGAUGCAGCAAGCACUCAGUAUGCAUGCAGCCUGCAGCUGACAUCCACUUUCAAUGAGCUGCUGUCCACAUUGAAGACAAAUAAUGCUCUCCUCGAGCUAGAGGCUGCAAUGCCGAAUGGCGUCAUGGAUACAAUGUCGCUGCAAUUGGUGCCUGGAAUUAAAGUAUCGCUGGAGUCGUUGCAUGUGCGCGAUUUAAAAUCGCAGGAGCUGCAGAUAAGUGGCUUGGACAAAGCACUUCAAAAGCUGCAGGUCAAACCAUCCGAUCCCAAGUAUUUUUCCGUCGAGUUAAUUGAGCAGGCACAUGGCCAGAGCAAAUAUCGUGUGCGUUUCCUCAGCGAUUUACCACUGGAUAAGCAAUUCUCCGUGCUGAUUUACUCCCCGGAAACCAAUCAGAGCGUUGAGAUACCCAUCGUUGGCGACUCGGCCUUGUUGCAGAAAUGCUCGAAUCAACCCGUUGGACCGCUGCUGCAAACUGUGAUCGACAAUCUCGGCUUUAUCGUGACGAUGAUGAUCAUUAUUGUCGUAUCGAUAUGGGUUUAUGUAUCCUUCUUCCAGUCACAGGGCGUCGUGCAAGUCAACUCCGAGGCUUUUCAGCCAAAAUCUUCCAUGUCCCGUACAUAUUCCCCCAAUUCUUCGAUAUUCAAUAAAUCGCCCAACAAUUCAUUUGACUUAUCCAAUCGUUCGCACAGUCGACGCUUCCAGCCCUCGCAAACAGAGGACGAGUCCUUCGUCUACGGACAUCCACAGAUGAGUUCACCCAACAGAUCUGGCAAUAUGCGUCGUUUCAAUUAGUUUGGUUGAAUGGGAAGAACGCUUUAGAACUGACUUUGCCAAGGAAGGGAAAUACAUAUAUCCUAAGACAGCUGUUAAACACGUAAGAUAACUUUAAAUAAUGCAAAAAAAAUGCACUCAGGCUUAAUAGAUUAACUCAGAUUAAAAAAAAGUGUCUGCUGCCAAAGUUGUAAAUUGAAUGAAGCAGAUUUAAUAAGAAAAAUGUAUUGAAUCUAGGAGUACGUGUAUGUAUGUGAAAUCUACUUGAUGUAUAUAGAAUAUUUAAGUUCUGACACUUUAAGAUAGUGAGUACGUGUAGUUAGAUAAGUGACACAACUGUGGCAGAAAAGAUUGAUUAAAAUGUUUGAUGGAACCGCAUCAAUUAAAUAAUUUAUUUAUUAAUCUAUAAACAAUGCGCUAAUAUUGAAUCACAUGUAAAUCUUGUUAAAUAUAAGAACUGUUUUGUAAUAAAGAGAAAAGUGUAAAAUG